AAGCGCACGCACACUUACUUUUCCCAAUUUACCGUGGCGGGCGGAGCUGAGACGCAAGACUUUCCCGCGCUGGAUAGGGCGUGGCCGCCUUGGCCUGGCCCUGCCCCCACUCCCCGCUCGGCCCCGCCCCCUCAGGUUGAUGGCAGCAGCAGCUGGGACCGCAGCGGAGCGGGCAGCUGAGAGCCGCAGGCAGCGGCCGGAACGCGCGACCCAGUGCUUGGCCCUGGACGCACCGACGCCUCCCUCGGCCCCCCGCGUACCCCGGCCCGCUCCGCAGAGGAGUCGCAGCGUGACCACCCCCGCCCGGCUUAGGACCAGGACCGUUCAGCCCUGUGUCAGCCCCCAGUAUUCCCCCUAGCCUGUGUGUCUAAGAAGUGGAGAGACGCCCGCCUUUGUACCACAGAUCGAACAACAUUUGACAGUUCACAGGAUUAAAGAGGACCGACGUGCUGCUAAGGCUCUGAUAGCCCCUGACUUUGCCCGAGCCAUGAGCCGACGUGUGGUUCGGCAAAGCAAGUUCCGCCAUGUGUUUGGGCAGGCGGCAAAAGCCGACCAGGCCUAUGAGGACAUCCGGGUAUCCAAGGUCACGUGGGACAGCGCCUUCUGUGCGGUCAACCCCAAGUUUCUGGCUAUUAUUGUGGAGGCUGGAGGUGGUGGUGCCUUCAUUGUCCUGCCUCUGGCCAAGACAGGACGAGUGGAUAAGAACUACCCACUGGUCACUGGGCACACUGGCCCUGUCCUGGACAUUGACUGGUGCCCACACAAUGACAACGUCAUCGCCAGUGCCUCAGACGACACCACUGUCAUGGUGUGGCAAAUUCCAGAUUACACCCCUGUGCGGAACAUCACAGAACCUGUCAUCACACUGGAGGGCCACUCCAAGCGUGUGGGCAUCCUGUCUUGGCAUCCUACUGCCAGGAACGUUCUGCUCAGUGCAGGUGGUGACAAUGUGAUCAUCAUCUGGAAUGUGGGCACCGGCGAGGUACUGCUGAGCCUGGACGACAUGCACCCUGACGUCAUCCACAGCGUGUGUUGGAACAGCAAUGGUAGCCUGCUAGCUACCACCUGCAAGGACAAGACCCUGCGCAUUAUAGACCCUCGGAAGAGUCAAGUGGUUGCGGAGCGAGCCCGGCCUCACGAGGGCGCCCGCCCGCUGCGGGCCGUCUUCACCGCAGACGGGAAGCUGCUCAGCACCGGCUUCAGCAGGAGCAGUGAGCGGCAACUCGCACUCUGGGACCCGAACAACUUCGAAGAGCCAGUGGCCCUGCAGGAGAUGGACACCAGCAACGGAGUGCUGCUGCCGUUCUAUGAUGCCGACUCCAGCAUCGUCUACUUGUGUGGCAAGGGUGACAGUAGCAUUCGGUACUUUGAAAUUACCGAAGAACCGCCUUUCGUGCAUUAUCUGAACACAUUCAGCAGCAAAGAGCCGCAACGGGGCAUGGGUUUCAUGCCCAAGCGGGGACUGGAUGUCAGCAAAUGUGAAAUCGCCAGGUUCUACAAGCUACACGAACGGAAGUGUGAACCCAUCGUCAUGACGGUACCGAGAAAGUCAGACCUGUUCCAGGAUGAUCUAUACCCGGACACGCCUGGCCCUGAGCCAGCCCUGGAAGCUGAUGAGUGGCUAUCAGGCCAGGAUGCAGAACCUGUGCUCAUUUCGCUGAAGGAAGGCUACGUACCCCCCAAACAUCGUGAGCUCCGGGUCACCAAACGCAACGUCCUAGAUGUGCGCCCUCCAGCGGCUGGCCCCCGGCGCAGCCAGUCAGCCAGUGAAGCCCCCCUGUCGCAGCAGCACACCCUGGAGACACUGUUGGAGGAGAUCAAGGCCCUUCGUGAGCGGGUGCAAGCCCAGGAAGAACGCAUUACAGCUUUGGAAAACAUGCUGUGUGAACUGGUGGAUGGCACGGACUAGCACUGCGUGUGUGCCGGGAAGCUCUGCACACUGCUGACGCGGUGGGGUAGGACACACCGACUGGCAGCACCGAUUUUUGGUCUGGGACUCCUCAGCACCCUGCCUCCUGGGGUUGGAAUUAGGGGUGAAACCAGAAAAGAAACUCCAUCCCCCCACAGGAGGCUAGACACUCAGAUC
Molecule: messenger RNA, 2086 nt
Organism: Acomys russatus (golden spiny mouse)
Lineage: Eukaryota; Metazoa; Chordata; Mammalia; Rodentia; Muridae
Gene: Coro6
Product: coronin 6
Exons: 12
Coding region: 488-1909 (473 amino acids)
Biological process (GO): actin filament organization; cell migration
Molecular function (GO): actin filament binding
Source: RefSeq, a predicted model, not a curated record